CACAUACAACAGCAGCAAGUUAGUCUGCCACAGACCACAGCUUCAGCAGCGCCUUCGUCAGGAGAUGACGUGGUCGACAGACUCCUGUACACGCACGUCCCUGCAGCAGUGGAGGGCGACGCCGGUGCCCCGUCAGUGACCAUCAAGGAGGAGAAGCCCUAUAAACCUUUUAAAUGUCAACAAUGUCCAUACGAGACAGAACGUAAACACAGACUUAAAGUCCACGUCAUGGCUAUACACACGGGCGAGAAGCCGUUCAAAUGCUCGCAAUGUGAAUACGCAGCGGCUAGAAAGUCUACGCUUAAAGAACACACGCUAACCAUACAUUCUGACCUCAAACCUUACGAGUGCAAUGAGUGCGAAUAUCGUACGAAGAAACAGUCUAACCUCAAGGUUCAUUUACGUGCAAUUCAUUCCAACGACAAGCCUUACAAGUGCACAGAGUGCGAUUAUUCCGCUGCACUCAAAACGCUGCUCAGGAAACACAUGGACCGGUUCCACUCCAUCGACGCGAAAUCCUUCAACCCUCUGCAAUGUUUACGGUACUCCAAAAAAAGAUCCAAUUCAACUCAAGCUCAACAACAACAACUUGAAGACCAACAGCAGCAACAACAACAAAUAACCCAGCAAAUUCAAGUCCCAGAGACACAUCCAUCUUUACCCGAAGAAGCUGCCAUCGCUGUUCCCGCCGAGCAGCAGCAGCAGCAGUUAACGCAGCACGUGCAGCAGCUGCAGCAGGAGCAGCAGCAGAAGCAGCACACUCAGUCCAUCAUCAGUGGCGUGACCACGGUUACUGAAGGCUCAGAUAAGCCCUUCCACUGCACCUUGUGUGGCUUCAGAACCGCGAGGAAGUCCAACCUGAAGGCCCACAUCUCGACUGUGCACCUCAAGGAGAAGCCCCACAAGUGUUCUGAGUGUGACUUCAUGACGGCACGCAAGGCCAGCCUUCGCACGCACAUGUCGUCCAUACACUCCGUGGGCGGCAAGCAUGCAAACAAGUCCUAGUGGGGGACUUGAACAAGUCCUAGUGGGGACUUGAACAAGUCCUAGUGGGGACUCCUACACUCCGUGGGCGGCAAGCAUGCAAACAAGUCCUAGUGGGGGACUUGAACAAGUCCUAGUGGGGACUUCUGGGCAAACAUGAUGAAGGGUUGGGAGUGUGGGGAUCAAGGCAAUAAUUGUUUUAGGGAAGACAAGCUUACAGUUUUUUUUUU
Molecule: messenger RNA, 1214 nt
Organism: Hyalella azteca
Lineage: Eukaryota; Metazoa; Arthropoda; Malacostraca; Amphipoda; Hyalellidae
Product: zinc finger protein 510-like
Exons: 1
Biological process (GO): regulation of transcription by RNA polymerase II
Cellular component (GO): nucleus
Molecular function (GO): DNA-binding transcription factor activity, RNA polymerase II-specific; RNA polymerase II transcription regulatory region sequence-specific DNA binding
Source: RefSeq, a predicted model, not a curated record